This is a messenger RNA of Protobothrops mucrosquamatus (brown spotted pit viper), 567 nucleotides long. Its product is annotated as potassium channel subfamily K member 9-like. The annotation marks the transcript as partial. The transcript has a single exon. Gene Ontology annotation, molecular function: potassium ion leak channel activity. The record is from RefSeq and is a predicted model, not a curated record. Gene Ontology annotation, cellular component: membrane. Lineage: Eukaryota; Metazoa; Chordata; Lepidosauria; Squamata; Viperidae. Gene Ontology annotation, biological process: stabilization of membrane potential; potassium ion transmembrane transport.
GGCCACGCUGCCCCUGGGACGAAUGCAGGGAAGGCCUUCUGCAUGUGCUACGCUGCCCUGGGCAUUCCACUCACCCUUGUCAUGUUCCAGAGCCUUGGCGAACGCAUGAACACCUUCGUCAAGUACCUCUUGCAACGGAUGAAGAAGUGUUGCCGGAUGAGAAGCACCGAGGUCUCCAUGGAGAACAUGGUGGCCGUCGGCUUCUUCUCCUGCAUCGGCACCCUCUGCAUCGGAGCAGCUGCCUUCUCUCAUUGUGAAGAGUGGACCUUCUUUCAGGCCUUCUAUUACUGUUUUAUCACAUUGACUACAAUCGGGUUCGGAGACUACGUGGCCCUUCAGACGAAAGGAGCCCUUCAGAAGAAGCCGCUCUAUGUGGCCUUUAGCUUUAUGUACAUCCUGGUGGGAUUAACCGUCAUCGGGGCUUUCCUCAAUCUGGUUGUUCUCAGGUUGUUCAUGAACAUCGAGGAAGAGAGACGGGAGGCUGAGGAGAGGGCCUCCCAGGCGGGAAACCGGAGUAGCAUGGUGGUCCACAUCCAAGAAGACUCUCAACAUGGCCGCCCACGGUAC